AUGGAUCAAAAUCUAAAUUUUUCUAGUCAUAUUGUUAACUUACCAAAUUCGACGAUUUAUAAAUUCGAAAUUCCUGGAUUUGAAAUUAUUGUUAUACCAAAGUCUAACCAAGUUAUGAAUUUAAACAAUUUGAAUACGCAACAUCAAUCUUAUGUGAAUUCUUACUCUCCAGUUGCAACACAAUUAGUAAAUCAAAAUCAAAACUAUAUUAACGAAAAUUUCGUUAGUAAUAGCCACAUAAAUCCUGUAAAUAACAUGAAUACGGAUAAUUUGCAAUAUCAUCAACAACUUGGAUAUAAUAACAUCCAAGGUGGACAACCAGCUUCAAAUCAUUUUGUUUGCUUACCAAAUUCGACGACUUUCGAUUCCUCUCAGCCACAAGUAAAUCAUUAUAAAUUCGAAAUUCCUGGAUUUGAAAUUAUUGUUAAUACGGAUAAUUUGCAAUAUUAUCAACAACCCGAAUAUAAUAACUUCCAAGGUUAAAGUUUUGAAUAAUAAUAUCGUGGUAGUUUGUUUUUAGUUUUUGUUUAAUGAAAUGUUUAGAAAAUACAGAAAACAUAGGAAAAUAUUAAAAAAUCAAAAAAAAAAAAA
This is a messenger RNA of Rhizophagus irregularis DAOM 181602=DAOM 197198, 591 nucleotides long. RefSeq lists its product as uncharacterized. NCBI's taxonomy places the organism in Eukaryota, Fungi, Glomeromycota, Glomeromycetes, Glomerales, Glomeraceae. The record is from RefSeq and is a predicted model, not a curated record.